AUGCUAGCAUCGCUGCCCCCGCAACGAGUCGGUAAUGGCGGCAGCCUUGCAUCAUCUGCGCCACAAUCAGCAGCGGAGGCAGCCCAGCCGGCUGUCAGGGUCCAAGCCAUCCCCUCGACUUCGGCGUCACAGGUUGUCACCCCUACAUUUCAGGUGGCGAGGAGCGUAGAGGGGCACGACACCAACGUCGUCAUCCAGCAGUACCUUGACCGUACUUUCGUCCUUGUCACCCAGACGGGCAAGAUUGCAUCCAUUACCCAAGCCUCGCUGCCUGUCACAUCGUCGCCCUAUGUCUCCCUCGCAUCUCCCCUUGGCUCAGCUACCGACACCUCAUCACAGCCAGAUGCCUUCCUAGACGGCGGCGAUGACAACGUCGACGCGAGGGGCAAGAAGUGCGACCCCUCCUCCUCGCCUGCCUCGGGAAGCGCAGCCUCAACGCCUCUCGCUCCACCCAAUCUGACGCAAUCACCGCUGCUGGGCACCCCAACCCCCGGAUUUGCAACCAUGCAAUCGCUGUACGUUUCAACAAUCUACUCGCUGCUGCGUCCAGCACAAGAUGAUGGCACAGGCCAAGGGCAGCAGCGUGACCCGAGGCCGGUCAUCGUAGCACUUGGGCUGCGUCUCCUCGCGACGACCGGCAAAGACGAAAGCGACGAGGUGGAGCAAAUGGCUACACAUGAGGGGCCGAGAUUCAGGGCUAUCAUGGAGCUCGUCAAGGAGUGCCAGGCGCAAAAGCACCCCUGA
Messenger RNA from Jaminaea rosea, 744 nucleotides. RefSeq lists its product as hypothetical. Gene Ontology annotation, biological process: proteasome assembly. The transcript is spliced from 2 exons. The record is from RefSeq and is a predicted model, not a curated record. Bases 1 to 744 code for a protein of 247 amino acids. Lineage: Eukaryota; Fungi; Basidiomycota; Exobasidiomycetes; Microstromatales.